This is a messenger RNA of Cuscuta campestris, 1771 nucleotides long. The record is from the annotation of a GenBank genome assembly. NCBI's taxonomy places the organism in Eukaryota, Viridiplantae, Streptophyta, Magnoliopsida, Solanales, Convolvulaceae.
GUUAAGAGCGUUGUUAUGAUUUGGCCUUAGAUUAAGAACGAUUUAAGAGCACUAUCGAAAUAAUAACUGAAUUGAAUAAAAUAUGUUGAUAAGAACUGAAUAAUAUCAAAACUGUGAAUGUCUGAAGUGAACAUUGUGUGCAUGAUAUCAAAUGAUUUGAUUAUGAAUUUAGAUUCAGUUUAUAUGGAUGUUCGACGCAUUAGAUAUGCUUACUCAGCUUUACCGCUGAGCGUGUAGUAUGUUUUAUUUGCUACACGCAAGUAAACAGAAAGAACAAUGUGAUCCUGGUGGCAGAUGAGGCGAGAUUGUCGGGAUGGAUGUGACAAGUUUUGAAAUGAAUUAUGAUAUGUCAAUUUUUAAUUCGCUUCCGCAAUAUUGUUGAAUACUCCGUACUGUAUAUGUUAUGAAAAAUAUUAUUGUGAUAAAUAAAAGUGUUUGAAAAGUUUUAAAUUUUUAUGAUUUCCAAGUUAAUACUUUAGUCCAAAAGAAGGACCCUUGAAAAUCCAAAUGGAGAAUCCUGAGAGGAAUCCAGCAACUCCUGAUGUAAUCCAGUACAUUCCAAAGCCCAAGGAAAAAUAAGAUGAUAGAGAUUGUAAAAAGCACAAUCUGGACAACGUCGCCAAAGCAGCCAUCUUCAAGACACUUGAUCCCAUCACCUUCUCCAAAAUCAAGCAUCUCAAGACUGCCAUGGAAAUAUGGCAAGGUCUUGGGAAGCUAUGUGAGGGAUCAGAGGACUUGAGAAAGCAGAAGAUAGAUGUCCUACUUGAGAAGUUCAAAGGCUUCAAAAUGCUUCCCGGAGAAUCAUUUGAUAUGUUGGAUGAAAAGAAUGUAAGGUUGCUGAGAUCACUCCCAACUGAGUGGUACACCAAAGCCACAGCCAUGGAAGAAGGAAGAAACCUGGAAAACUACACUGUUCAAGGCCUCCUUGAUGAACUCAGAACCUAUGAGCACGAGCUGAAAAAGAAGAAGGAAGAACAAGUCACUCCCUUCCCCACAGCAUUGAUGACAACUUCAAGAAUUCCAUCAAGUGAAGGGACAUGCACAAGAAACUGUGACACACCUUCCUCCAGCCAGCCGUCAAGCUCAAAAAUGGAGAACUACGAAGAGGAAUUUGCCAUGAUGGUCAAGCAAUUCCAGAAGUUCAAGAAGUUCUUCAAGAAGGCUGAUUCAAUCAGAAGGCCAUCCAAGGGAAAGCCACAGGUAAGUGACUCCCCUCCUGAAUGUUAUUUAUGCUAUAACUGCAGGAAGCCUGGCCACUGGAAGUCAGCAUGCCCGUACCCAAAGGUGGAGAAGUACGGAGAAAGAGAAAGGAACGAGAAGAAAAAGAAACCAAUGGUUGCUGCUGAAAGUGACGAGUCAUCAAGCUCAAGCUCGGAUGAAGAAGCCCUCGUCUGCAUGGAGUGCAAAGUUGAGAAGUCCAACCAUGAGGAUAGGUGGACUAUGUCAGAAGAUGACACUCUCUACCUUAUGUCCAAAGAUGAUGCUGAUCAAGAGGUAACCUCACAAACCUCCUGCUCAUCUUCUUAUAGCACACCAACUUUUGAAAAUCUUUUUGACCAGUUCAAAAAGAUGAUGAAAGACUUUGAGGAGAUAAAUCUCAAACACACAUCCUUAACAGAAGAGAACAAACUAUUGAGUGAAGAGAAUCUCAAGUUGACUGAAAGUCGGAAAAGUCAACUGAAUGAGAUCACUCAACUCAAGACUGAAAAUGNAUAUGGAGCGAUGUCAAGGAAGCAUGUCUAAUCAGCAAAGGUGACACUAACCUUCUAUG